This is a messenger RNA of Homarus americanus (American lobster), 555 nucleotides long. Its product is annotated as protein FAM200A-like. The transcript has 2 exons. Bases 1 to 555 code for a protein of 184 amino acids. NCBI's taxonomy places the organism in Eukaryota, Metazoa, Arthropoda, Malacostraca, Decapoda, Nephropidae. The record is from RefSeq and is a predicted model, not a curated record.
AUGCUUUGUGAAGAAAUGGGGUCUACUCGUGUACCCUUUAUCCUCCGCAUUGAAGUCAGAUGGUUAUCAAGAGGAAGAGUGUUGUCUCAAGUACCUGAGUUGGGAGAGGAAAUGCUUACCUUCUUUACUCUUGAAGAGAAGCUUGAGUUUUGUGAAUUAUUAGCUGGUGAAACCUGGUGUGCCAAGUUAUGCUACUUAGCAGAUAUUUUUGAACACCUGAACAAUGUCAAUAGUAGCAUGCAAGGAAGAAAUGAAAAUAUAAUAACUUUUUCGGACAAAGUUAAGGCCCUGGCAGAAGAAAAAAUGAGUCUCUGGAAUGUUAAAGUGAAAGAGGACAACUUGGACAUGUUUCCAAAGACUGCUGAUGCAAAUAAUAAAGAGAUGUUUUCUACCUCCUACUUGUGUGAACUGGGGUUCUCCGCGCUCACAAACAUAAAAUGUAAGAAAAGAGCAACACUGCAAAGUGUUGAAGAAGAAAAGAGAGUGUGCUCGACCAAUGUUCUUCCUAAUAUACAGCGGAUCUGCAAAUCCAAUCAAGCUCACGUGUCUCACUAA